Sus scrofa (pig) is the source of this 555-nucleotide messenger RNA. RefSeq names its product guanylate cyclase activator 2A (gene GUCA2A). Gene Ontology annotation, molecular function: guanylate cyclase activator activity. Gene Ontology annotation, cellular component: extracellular region. The record is from RefSeq and is marked provisional. NCBI's taxonomy places the organism in Eukaryota, Metazoa, Chordata, Mammalia, Artiodactyla, Suidae.
ACCUGGCCACUCCUCUCUCCCGGGUGCUGCUGCCAUGAACACCUUCCUGUUCCCCACACUGUGCCUCCUCGGGGUCUGGGCUGCCCUGGCAGGUGGAGUCACGGUGAAGGAUGGAGAGUUCUCCUUCUCCCUGGAGUCAGUGAAGAAGCUCAAGGACCUCCAGGAGCUCCAGAAGCCCAGGAACCCAAGAAAUCUUGAUGGACCCAUCAUUCCCGUCCUCUGUAAUUCCCCGAAGUUUCCCGAAGAACUCAAGCCCAUCUGCCAGAAGCCCAACGCCGAGGAGAUCCUCGAAAGGCUGGAGACCAUCGCCCAGGACCCGAGCACAUGUGAAAUUUGUGCCUAUGCUGCCUGCGCGGGAUGCUAGGACGGCCAGGGCUCGCUGUCUUCUUUCCCACCCCCGCAGGGCGCUUCGCAUCCCCGCAGCUCCACCUGCCCAGACGGGAGGAGCGAGGAGGGGGCAGGCUGGGGCGGCCCAGGCCCUGCCCCCAUCCGAGCUGCCGGUGCUUCCCAAGAUCCAUUCCCCCACCCAUGGCUAAUAAACCAGAUUCUAGAGUC